CCUUAAAAUAAUUGUUCUUUUAUUUACACAAAAUAUUCCGGCAUAUGUGCGCUGAGAGAGAGAUGGGUUCGCGAGAGAAGGAUCACAAGGCACCGCACCAGCCACUGUUGAGCAGCCUCGUCGUGCGUCCGACGGACAGCGGCGGCGGAGGAGGUGGCGGAGCCGGUGCUGGCAGCGACUACGAACCUGGCGAGGUUCGCCGCGAUCCGCCUCCGUAUUCUCGCUCGGAUCGACACGAUGGCCAUGCUGUGAACAUUGCCUGGUGCAAGAACUUGGGUCUUGAGGAAGGCAUGUUGGAGCUGGUUUGGUUCUUGUUUUUGGUUUUUAAGAUGGUAAAUAUGGAUAUACAAGAUUAUUGGAAUAUUGACUCGUUUUGUUGUCUGGCCAUGGGUUUAUGCAUUUGAAAAGUUAUGAUGGUUCUGCAGAAUGUGGUGUGGGCAUGUUAUGCCAUCAAGUAAACAGAUGAUCAUUAGCAAUUUAACUCGUUUACAUAGUAUCUGAAGUAUGUUGACUUGCCCACGAAAGCAGUGACCAGGGAUAUGUACUAAAUGGUGGUUGGGCUCUUGGUCAAUUAACAGAAGACUUGAAAGUUGUUAGGUUCACUGGUAAGUCAGAAAAUCCUGAUGGCAAUGAGGGUGAGGCAUGCAAGUUCCAAAAAAUCUGGGAAUGACUGCUGAAAUCUAGCAUCUAAUGCUUUUGCGUUCCGAGUACAAACCUCUAUAUGUCAAUGGUUAUUUCAGAGUUGAUUGGGGCUUCUGAAAUUAUAAAAUCUUAUGCAAGAGCAGACAGAGGUUUCAGUUUUUAUAUCAAUUCAUUUUGCUUGAUCCUGGAGUGUGUAAAUUAUGUUUAGCAAGCUCACUGCUGGUAAGGAAUGGAUAUAUGGGUAUAAGGAUAUUGCAUGGACAGGGUUUGCAGCUGUGAAAGAAUACAUUGGUGGGAUUGUUUGAAUCUUAUGAUCAUUUGGAAGGUCAUCACUGGUGGAUUUUAGUUUUUUGUCUCUUGUAUGGUCUGCAUGGUCAAACCUUCUGGCCACGUUAUUUUGGCUUUGUGGCACAGGGACUCAGAUGUGUAUAAUUUGGAUAUGUCGGUCAUGUCAUUUGGAUAAACACCUCUGAACCUGGAGAUUUCUGCAUUCUGUUGGAACUAUGAACAAAGUUUAUGUCUAUGGUGACUGUCUGAAUAUCGGGUUGGUUACCAACUUGCCGUUUGUAUCUAAAACACUUGAUGCAUUGUUCGUGUGCGGGAUUGGUUGCCAACUUGCCGUUAGUGAUUAUUCUGUUUAUAGUUUGCAACAUAUGUAGGGACAAAAAAUUUUAAUGCGUGAUGGUUGACAAUGUCAUGGCUGCCAGCCAAACCUAGUAAAAGUUCUGUGGUUUGUUCUCAAGAUCUUGAAUUCUGAUCUUAGGUGUGGGAUAUAGAAUGCGUGCAGGUUCUGUUUCUCCUGUGCGUCGUAGGGAUGCACAUCAUCGCUUUAGUCCAGGUUUUGAACACUCUGAUGGUGCAAGGAGUCGUGGAUUUGGCAAUGGGAGAGAUACUGGUAGAUAUCGUGAUUACUCACCCCCUUAUGGCCAUGGGAAGGAUGGUAGAUUUUCUGGUAGAGACUAUGAUCGUUCUGCACGAGGUCCUGGAUCACUCAGAGUUGAGGGUUUGCCUCGAAAUAACCCUAAUGUUCGUCCAAGAGAAGGAGAUUGGAUCUGCUCUGAUCCCUCAUGUAAAAAUUUGAAUUUCGCAAGGCGUGAGCACUGUAACAACUGCAACAGGCCCCGCUAUGCUUCAUCUGGGAGUCCUAGGAGGGGUUACCCGGGACCCCCUUUUCCUCCAAGGCAGCGUGUUCCUGCUGCUCCAUUGGAUCAUUCUCCUGGAAGAAUUAUGAAUGGUGGCUAUAGGUCCCCUCCUCGUGGUUGGCCCAGAGAUGCUCCCAGAGACUUCAGAGCUGCUGGACCACCGGCAAGACAUGAAGGCAGAUUCCCUGAUCCCCUAGUGCGUGGUGAUAGGCAAGAUUACCCUGAAGAUGAUCCUAGGGACAGGUACAGGUAUGAUAGACCUAUGCUCCCAGAUUGGGGCCAUCGAGAUCGUGGAAGGGAUAACUACUUCAACGAGAGGAGAGGGUAUGGAAGGAGGCCAUUGUCUCCACCUCCAGCACCAGCAGUUCUUCCUCGUGGCUGGGCUUCUAAUAUUAGGGAGAGGAGCCGCUCUCCUGUUAGAGGUGGAGUGCAACCUAGAGACUAUCAGCGUGAUAUAUACAUGAACCGAAGACGAGAUGAUAGGCGUGGUGUUGGAGGGGGUGCAUUUUAGCCCGUGGGUGACAUGGAGGUUGUAUCAAUGUAUUUUUCUUCUGUACGAAUUGGUACUCUUUCUGGCAGUGCAUUUCACAUGUUAGUUCUGACUCUGAAACUACACACGGAACUCUUAUCUUCAGCUUAAUGCUCGAGUCUCCAUUAAAUUCCAGUUGCUGCUCA
This is a messenger RNA of Sesamum indicum (sesame), 2459 nucleotides long. NCBI's taxonomy places the organism in Eukaryota, Viridiplantae, Streptophyta, Magnoliopsida, Lamiales, Pedaliaceae. The record is from RefSeq and is a predicted model, not a curated record.